AUGGAAUGCUCUCGUGCACGCUCUCCUGAAGAAGAAAAUGAAUUAGUCCGAAGCACAAAGAAGGUUAAGGAUUCACACAAUGGCACUACUGAAGACAGCCUUGGUCAGCGUGAAGGACCUUUCCACGCUAAUAAGAUCUCAUUUAAGGACAAACUUGUGGGAGAAAUACUGGGGGCCUAUUCCCAAUCUCUUGCUUUCUCGGAUCAAACGAAGGCAGAAUCUGAGUUGGAUGAAGAGACUGAGGACAUUAGGGAAGGUCUUGCUGUGAUUAGUCUCACAAAAGAGACCAAACAGCGCAUUCAAGCUCCAUGGGCAAAAGCACUUAUUGUGAAAGUUUUUGGAAAGACAGCGGGAUAUAAUUUCUUACAUGAGAAGCUUUUGAGUCUUUGGAAACCAUCGGGGAGGUUUGACAUGGUGGACCUGGGUAAAGACUUUUAUUUGCUAAGAUUUGUGGUCAGGGACGAUCUAGAGAUGGUGCUUAUGAAAGGACCUUGGUUUAUCGGUGAGCACUUUCUAUCUAUUCGUCGUUGGGAAGUGAAUUUCAAACUGUCAGAAGUUCAGGUAUCCUCGAUGGUAGUAUGGGUAAGACUAAAUGAAUUGUCCAUCGAGUAUUAUGAUGGGGAGGUCCUCCGGCAUAUUGGUAAAGCUUUGGGAAAGGUUCUCAGGGUGGACAUGCACACUGCGACAGAAGCAAGGGGUCGAUAUGCACGCUUGUGUGUUUAA
Molecule: messenger RNA, 723 nt
Organism: Quercus robur (English oak)
Lineage: Eukaryota; Viridiplantae; Streptophyta; Magnoliopsida; Fagales; Fagaceae
Exons: 1
Coding region: 1-723 (240 amino acids)
Source: RefSeq, a predicted model, not a curated record